Hemiscyllium ocellatum (epaulette shark) is the source of this 3522-nucleotide messenger RNA. It is a transcript of the gene grm5b, whose product is annotated as glutamate receptor, metabotropic 5b. Lineage: Eukaryota; Metazoa; Chordata; Chondrichthyes; Orectolobiformes; Hemiscylliidae. Gene Ontology annotation, molecular function: G protein-coupled receptor activity involved in regulation of postsynaptic membrane potential; adenylate cyclase inhibiting G protein-coupled glutamate receptor activity. The record is from RefSeq and is a predicted model, not a curated record. Gene Ontology annotation, cellular component: postsynaptic density membrane. The transcript is spliced from 10 exons. Bases 1 to 3522 code for a protein of 1173 amino acids. Gene Ontology annotation, biological process: trans-synaptic signaling by endocannabinoid, modulating synaptic transmission; regulation of synaptic transmission, glutamatergic; G protein-coupled glutamate receptor signaling pathway.
AUGAUUUCCCUACUGGGGCUCAUGGUUUUACUGACAGCGGGAGAUGUUUUCACGAACUUUCACUUCAGCGCCUCAGCCCAGUCAGGUGAGCGAAGGGUGGUUGCUCACCAGCCGGGGGACAUCAUCAUUGGGGCUUUAUUCUCAGUUCACCACCAGCCACCCGCGGACAAGGUCCACGAGAGGAAAUGCGGCGCCAUAAGGGAGCAAUAUGGCAUUCAGAGAGUUGAAGCCAUGCUGCACACACUUGAGCGCAUCAACGCGGACCAAAUGUUGUUACCAAACAUAACAUUAGGAUGUGAAAUUAGGGACUCUUGCUGGCACUCCGCGGUGGCUCUAGAACAAAGUAUUGAGUUUAUAAGAGACUCUCUUAUCUCCAAUGAGGAAGAGGAGGGAAUAGUGCGCUGUGUUGAUGGAACUACCGUACCGUUCAGAGCCAAAAAGCCCAUCGUUGGCGUUAUCGGGCCUGGUUCCAGCUCUGUGGCCAUUCAAGUGCAGAACCUACUGCAACUUUUCAACAUACCUCAAAUUGCAUACUCUGCCACGAGCAUGGAUUUAAGCGAUAAAACAUUGUUUAAAUAUUUUGUAAGAGUGGUGUCAUCUGAUGCCCGUCAAGCGCGUGCCAUGGUUGACAUUGUGAAGAGGUACAACUGGACCUACAUCUCCGCUAUACACACAGAAGGUAAUUAUGGAGAAAGUGGCAUGGAAGCUUUUAAAGAGAUGGCAGCUAAAGAGGGAAUCUGCAUUGCUAACUCCUACAAAAUCUACAGCAAUGCUGGCGAGCAGAACUUUGAUAAGCUUUUGAGGAAGCUGCGCAGUCAACUUCCAAAGGCCCGAGUUGUGGCUUGCUUUUGUGAGGGCAUGACUGUAAGAGGGCUGCUGAUGUCCAUGAGGCGACUUAGAUCAUUGGGAGAGUUCCAGCUGAUUGGCAGUGAUGGCUGGGCAGAUAGGUAUGAUGUGACAGAUGGCUACCAGCGAGAGGCAGCUGGAGGUAUAACAAUCAAACUCCAGUCUCCUGAUGUAACAUGGUUUGAUGAUUACUACCUUGAGCUGCGGCCAGAGACUCACUUCAGUAAUCCCUGGUUCCCGGAGUUUUGGCAACAUAGAUUUCAGUGCAGGCUGAAAAAUCAACAGCAAGAAAAUUUUGAAUAUAACAAGACCUGUGACGGAACAGAAUCGUUACAUGAGCAAUAUGUACAAGACACCAAAAUGGGAUUUGUGAUAAACGCAAUUUAUUCAAUGGCCCACGCUUUACACAACAUGCAACAAAACCUGUGUCCUGGAGUUAAUGGGCUAUGUGAAGCCAUGAAACCUAUCGAUGGGAGAAUACUGUUGGACUUCCUCAUGAAAAUCAACUUUACUGGAGUAUCUGGAGAUAUCAUCUCUUUUGAUGAAAAUGGUGAUUCACCAGGAAGGUAUGAAAUAAUGAAUUUUAAAAAGCUGGGCAAAGAAUAUUUUGACUAUAUUAAUGUUGGAAGCUGGGACAAUGGAGAGCUGAAAAUGGAUGAUGAUGAAAUCUGGUCCAGUAAGAAUCUUGUUGUCCGGUCUGUCUGCAGCGACCCAUGUAAAAAAGGGGAAAUAAAAGUGAUCCGGAAAGGUGAGGUAAGCUGUUGCUGGACCUGUACCCCAUGUAAGGAAAAUGAAUUUGUGUUUGAUGAGUACACCUGCCAAGCAUGUCUCCUUGGCUCUUGGCCAACUAAAGAUCUCAGAGAUUGUGAAAGGAUUCCUGUGAAGUACCUCAGAUGGGGAGAUCCUGAACCAAUUGCUGCAGUUGUCUUUGCCUGCCUUGGUCUUCUUGCCACCAUGUUUGUAAUGUUUAUAUUUAUGGUGUACCGGGAUACUCCUGUAGUCAAGUCAUCCAGCCGGGAACUUUGCUACAUCAUUCUAGUGGGAAUCUUUCUCGGCUACCUGUGUACUUUCUCUCUCAUCGCCAAACCCCAAAAGAUUUACUGUUAUCUACAGAGAAUUGGAAUUGGUCUUUCCCCUGCAAUGAGCUACUCUGCACUUGUGACAAAAACCAAUCGGAUUGCUCGGAUCCUUGCUGGGAGCAAGAAAAAAAUCUGCACUAAGAAGCCCAGAUUUAUGAGUGCCUGUGCCCAGCUCGUAAUUGCCUCAAUGCUGAUAUGUAUUCAGUUAGGAAUAAUUGUUUCCCUGUUUAUAAUGGAGCCACCAGAGGUCAUCCAUGAUUAUCCAACUAUCCGAGAUGUCAAGCUGAUAUGCAAUACCACCAACAUAGCCGUGGUUGCCCCUCUUGGAUAUAAUGGCCUAUUGAUUUUAAGUUGCACCUUCUAUGCUUUUAAAACUCGAAAUGUCCCUGCCAAUUUCAAUGAAGCCAAGUACAUUGCAUUUACCAUGUACACCACCUGUAUCAUAUGGCUUGCCUUUGUACCCAUCUACUUUGGAAGCAACUACAAGAUCAUUACCAUGUGUUUCUCUGUUAGUCUAAGUGCUACAGUGGCACUGGGCUGUAUGUUUGUUCCAAAAGUAUACAUCAUCCUGGCUAAACCGGAAAGAAAUGUGCGCAGUGCAUUUACCACAUCCACUGUUGUCCGAAUGCAUGUUGGUGAUGGGAAGUCAUCUUCUGCCGCUAGCCGCUCCAGCAGUUUGGUAAACUUAUGGAAAAGGAGAGGAUCAUCUGGAGAGACUCUAAGGAUAUCCUUUGGGAUGCAGCCGUCCACCACGCAUGACUCGAAACCCAUUGGAAUCUCAAAUGGAAAAUCUGUAACCUGGGCUCAAAAUGAACGUAUUUCACGAGGUCAUCACCUGUGGAAGAGGCUUUCUGUUCACAUAAAGAAGAAAGAUAAUACAUCGAAACAAUCUGCUCUCAUUAAACCUUUCUCCAAAAGCUCUGAGAGUCGGCAUAGCACACACAGCUAUCCAGAAGCAAAUAUUAAAGGACUGUAUGAUGUCUCUGAGGCCGAGGAGCAUUAUCCAGUCCAGUAUGUACCACAAACACCUUCACCUAUAAGUAUCGUGAGCCACAGAGCUGGAUCUGUCAGCCGAGCAGAGAAGGAAAUACCCACAUUCCAGUCUGAGCACAUGCAGAGAAGCAGUUCUUCCCAAGGCUCUCUAAUGGAGCAGAUCAGCAGUGUGGUAAAUCGCUUUACAGCCAACAUCAGUGAAUUGAAUUCUAUGAUGCUCUCAUCAGCUCCUUCAGGGGUUAUUGGUGCAUCUCCCAUCUGUUCAUCAUACCUGCUCCCUAAGGAGAUACAGCUGCCCACUCCGAUCACAACAUUUGCAGAUAUCCAGCCUCUCCCAGCUAUAGAGGUGAAUGGACGAUCACAGCCUGCAAGUGGUGUUUCAAAUGCAAGCGUCAAAGAUGGUACUUCGGAGACUUCAGUGGUCAAAACAGAUUUUGAGGAGCUUGUAGCUCUUACUCCUCCCUCACCUUUCAGAGACUCCGUUGAUUCAGGGAGUGGUUCACCCAAUUCUCCUGUAUCAGAAUCAGCACUUUGCAUCCCAUCAUCUCCUAGAUAUGACACUCUGGUUCUGCGUGACUAUACUCAAAGUUCUUCAUCUCUGUGA